This is a messenger RNA of Sporisorium graminicola, 1716 nucleotides long. RefSeq lists its product as uncharacterized. Lineage: Eukaryota; Fungi; Basidiomycota; Ustilaginomycetes; Ustilaginales; Ustilaginaceae. The record is from RefSeq and is a predicted model, not a curated record. Bases 1 to 1716 code for a protein of 571 amino acids. The transcript has a single exon. Gene Ontology annotation, molecular function: protein binding.
AUGGCGGAACCGCCGUUUCAGAUGCCCGGCCAUCGGUGGGAUCCAGACAAGAAACGCUUCUUCAAGAUCUUGCCCGGUCAGACUUCUCUUGGCACCACCAGCCAUACAGCUUCGAGCUCGACGAGCAGCGGCGGACGGAGCGCCAAGGGGAAACAGAAGGAUGAGAAGUCCGCAGAGAACCACUUCGCGUCCACGCCACGUCUUCCUGCGAUCGACCUGCGCAGCGCUGCACAGAAGGUUUCGGGCAAGCACAAAAGCGCUUUCAAAGAGACGACACUCGAUCCGGUCACGUUGAGACAGCAGGGUGCGUCUUCGGUCAACGCUAAGGGCUUUGGUGAUCGCAGUCGCAUCGAAGCUGCCUACUCCCAUCUUGCGCUCUUCACCGCGAGAAGGCCACUCUCCUCUCGAGCGACCCCGGAUACCAUCAUCGGCAUUCAAAGCGACCUGGACGGCUAUGCUUUGGCUGUGCUGCACGAUGUGAGCGUCGUUAGGAUUGUCCCCGAUCAUGGCGUUUGCCAGAAGCUCUUCGAAGCUAGAGGCCCGGAUGAGCUGCUGUUCAUCUGGACGGGUUCCGCGCGGCUUCUGUGCGGGGCGUUCCUGUCAAGGUAUUCUUUUCAGACAUUCCUAUCCCUGUCAAAGCCAGUUCGCCCCGAAGUCACUGAUAGUGAUGACGAGGAUUUCGAAGAGUUCGACAUUCCAUACUGGCAUGCACCCGAAACGGCUGAUUUCAUGGAGGUCGACGCUCCUGUAUUUGCUCCUGGUCAAGGAUAUUGGGCCUUUGCCGAGACCGUCCCUGCUCCUCACCGUUCCGAAGAGGUGCAGACCGACUUUCGCCCUGUGCCUUCCGAGCGACUUGAAAGCACCCUAGCUUUUGCCCUCGUGGCGGGGGAGAAGGUCUCAGCUCGUGAGUACGAGUUUGAAAAAGGCAUCUCACGAGGCUUCCGGGCCACUCGAGCCGACUUUCGUUUCGAAAGCGAUGUCAUGUCAGUUGCUUUCGAUCCAAGUGGAGAAGCGCUCUAUUGUGGCUUGCGGUCGGGUCGUGUCUUUAUCUGGCGAGAGUUUGCGGACAUCCUCCGAGAAGACGCGACGAAACCUGUCGAGAUGCCAAUCGAGACAGAAGGCUCGAUCACCAACAUCGCAAUCGUAUCCUCCACCGAGAUGCUCCUUGUGCGAGUCAACGGACAGGUCCAGCUGGUUGACAUUUCGACCGGCCAAGUCAAGCGUCGUUUUCAGGGCCACGUCAAUUCGUACUCAUACACACUUGCCUUUGCUGCCGAUAAGGACUUGCGCCUUUUCGCUCUGACUGGAACCGAUCGUCGAGUACGUAUCUGGUCGCUCGAAUCACCGCAGCCUCUAGGCACAUCGGCCACGACUCUACCAGUCUUCGUCCAUCGCCACGAUCACGACCAGCAGGACCAACAGCCACACAGGCAAGCGCUGUACGACGAGUCCGGCAGUAAAAGCUUCACUCAAACCCACGCUGCUUCGGACAACAAGCCAGGUAUGCAACGAGGUUCGACGCUAAGCUCCAUCGUCUUCCCCAGCGAAGUCCGCGCCCUGCAUUGGCAUCCUCGAUAUCCUUACGAAGGCCGCGACCCACACGAAGUCGAAGCAUUCCGCCAAGAGCAAAGCGUAGACUAUCGGCCUCCACAGCAGCGGUGGAAGGACCUCUAUGUCGCGGCUGGAGAGUGGCUGUACCAGUUCCGCUUUCCCUGA